Messenger RNA from Parnassius mnemosyne (clouded apollo), 810 nucleotides. The record is from the annotation of a GenBank genome assembly. NCBI's taxonomy places the organism in Eukaryota, Metazoa, Arthropoda, Insecta, Lepidoptera, Papilionidae.
AUGUUUAGAAAUCGGAGUGUCGUAGUGAAUAUUUCUAUAUUUCUUCUUACUCUACAAGGAACACUCUCCUUGCGUAACGUACAGUUGUUGGUGCCGGAUUCAGUGGAGCGGGGAUCAAGAGUCGAGAUGAAAUGCGUUUAUGAUUUAGAGCAAGAGGUCUUAUACACUGUGAAGUGGUAUCGAGGGGAUCGAGAGUUCUGUCGUUACUCCCCGCGCGACGUUCCUCCACUAAAGAUAUUUCGUAUACCAGGGAUAGAGGUCGAUAGAGAUGCGACAGAUUCGCAGCGGUUGACAAUACAAGCUGCGACACGAACUGCCAAUGGUCGAUAUACGUGUGAGGUGUCAGCCGAUGCGCCGUCUUUCCAGACGGCCCAAGUUCACGCACUAAUGUACGUCGUAGAUUUACCCAAAUCCGGUCCGGAGAUGCAAGGAUUAAAGCAGUAUUAUCGGCCAGGGAUGAAGCUCAAAGUAGAGUGCGUUAGUCACAAUUCCCUGCCUGCAGCUAAUCUUUCAUUUUUUAUUAAUAGUGAACCGGCACAUAAGCAGCAUGUAUGGCAUCGCGUAGGCCCAGCCAAUGGAAGUUUAUGGAAUGCUUAUAGUACAAUACAAUUCGUGGUACAAAAACAUCAUUUUAUAAGAGGUAAAAUGAAAAUCCGGUGCACAGCAAACAUUUACUCCAUAUACUUAAAAAGUAAUGAGCAAUGUGCCCUAGAGGAGCGGGUUCCUACCACUCCAGACAGCUUGCCCGAGAUAAACGAGGUCGUCCUAUAUCCCAUACACCGAAUGGCUGAGACCAGUGACUGUGAGUAA